AAAGGAUAACCGGAAAAGGAAAACGCAGGGAUUAUGUGUAUCCAGAAUCCUAAAAAUAAACCCAUCAUAUCAGAUUUGCUUUGAUCAUGCUUGUGCUACUUGGGAUAUAAAGCAUUUUACUACAGAUGAUCGAUCUACUGUUUUCGCUGAGGAGAGGCUGUUAUUGUGGACUGUAACUGCAGCAGCGGAGCGUCGUGCCACCCACCAUCUGUGGAAGUGGGACAACGGAACAGAUGGCGCAUCCAAGCAAAGCUGCAGGGGUAUUGUCCAGCAUCACAGAUAAGGUGUGAUCAUUAAAACAACCCGCUUUUAUUCCUUGUUUUAUUGUCGGGCGAUUUUUGCCCACUAUAAUCAGCCAUGUUGGCGUGACUGGAUGCAACUUGGAGGACAGGAAUCCGUCUAUAUACCGCCUGAACUGAGACCACCGCCUGCGACUUAAUCCCUUAUAAGUGCGUCUGCUGAACAAUGGUCGAUAACCGCUACGCCACUGCUCUGGUUAUCGCCUGCGUGCUCAGCAUCCUGGCCACCGUGUACCUGUCGGUGGCCAUCGGGACGCAGCACUGGUACCAGUACAGCAGCCCCACUGUGCGCGGCGAGGCCAACGUGUCUGAGCUGCGCUCCCUGUACGACGAGUUCAUGACCGGGGAGUUCGACGAGAAGACCUACGGCGACACGCUGUUCCGCCUCAACGGGACCGUGGGCCUGUGGUGGCGGUGCGUGCUCGUCCCACCCUCUGCUCACUGGGACAAGGAGCCAGAUGCCAAGAUGACGCUGGAGUGUCGAAACUUCACUUUGUCGGACCAGUUCACUCCUAAAUACAAAGAGCCAGGGAACCACAACAGUGGAGAGGACAUGCUCCGCACCUAUUUGUGGAGGUGCCAAUUUCUGCUGCCACUGGCAUCCCUCGCUCUGGUUGUGUUGGCGGGCUCGAUUGGCUUUUGUGCCUGUCUGUGCAGAAGCCUCACACCCACACUGGGUAUAGGAGCUCUUCAUCUCUUGGCUGGUCUAUGCACCCUGGCCACAGUGUGCUGCUACCUGGCUGGAAUGGACCUGCUCCACAGGGUGUCGAUGCUUCCUGACAAGGUGGAUGGCUCCCUGGGUUGGUCCCUUUACUUGGCCCUCAUCUCCUCGCCGCUGCACAUGAUGGCUGCUGCUCUGCUGGUGUGGGCGGCGCGCAGUCACAGCCAGAACUACUACCGCAUGACUGCCUACCGGGUGGCGUAAUCAGAGAUUUUGCUCUGGAUCUCAAAUUUAAAAUUCAUCAUGCACCACUCUAGCCUGAAGAUACAUUUUAUACUGAUGUCUAAGGAUAAAAAAUACAGGUUAAUAUUUUGUUUUUAUCCCAUCUUAUCUUUAAUUUCUACAGUAAAGACCCUUAAAUAUGCUGCAAUAAUUGAUUUGUUUCUAAUUUUUCUCUCUAGUGCUGUUAAUGUAAAAACAUAAGUUCAGUGUAGCACACAGUCCAGGUUAGGAAAAUGAAAGUAAACUCAUUUUUUUAAUUUGGAUUUUCUGGAUAAACCUCUAAACAAUACCUCCCAGACUCUCUGGAAGUGUUUUAAAAUAAUUUACUUCUAAAAAAAUUUUUAAAAAAGUUCUCCUCUGAGCUUUUAUAGAUGAGUGACAGAGUUUCUUUGAUAUUCUCUGAAAAAGGAUAACACAAACUCUACAAAUGUAGUUUUCUGGUUUAUUACAAACAGCUACCACGCCUACAGUAAAGCACGGUGGAGGUCUGGUAUGCUGUGGGUCGGCUUUGUUUGUCAUUGAAACUGCAGGUACUUAAAUAUGCUGAAGAAAUAAUAACAUUUUUGAGCCAAGUGCAACACCUACUCUUAUGUGAAACUAGGCUUGAGGUCAGGUUUCUUGUGUAAGAGCAGCAAGCUAGAGCAAACACCUCUGAGAACAAAGGCAGAAAUGAAAAGGUUAUUUUAAAAUUUGCAUGUUAACAGCCCGACCCUAAAUGGCAUUGAAUCUCCUACGUGAUCAAACUAAACCUGUUGCCGCAAGAAGUAAAACAUGCUCAUACCAGUGGAAGAGUGCCAGAAAUCAGAGGACCAUUGCUAGAUAUUUUUUUCCUUAAAUUGAUUUCAUUUCAUUGAUAUCAAACAGGAUAGAUUGCCUUAUAAAAAGUGAAUCAAGGGAAAAUAUUUAAGCUCUAAUAAAUCUAACAGAAAGAAGUUAACAUACAGUACAAUCCUCCUCGGCAUGAAUGCAAAAUUAAUUUAACUAUUUCUUUUAUUCCAGGUUGGAACGAAUAUACAACAUAGAACGUUGAUAAGUAAAAACAAGAAUUUGGUGCACAAGUUUGAAAUUAUUGUGGAUUUCCUCUAAUCCACCGAUGGUAAAAAAAAUUAUACUCACAUUCUCAAAUGUAUGCUAUCUCCAGUAAUAUUUAGUAAAAUGUCACUCAGCAGGUUGUACCGCGACCUUGGACUUUUUUGUAGUCUUCAAAAAGUGUCUGCCAUAAUCUUAGCUACAGUAGAUAUUUGAUCGUCUUUGCAGAUUUUUUUAAAACUGUCUAGCUUCGGAUGAGGUUGGGGGUUUAAGAAAGUCAUCCCUGUUGCUUUAAGUAGGCCCGUUUAUUGAUUAGUAAGCCUGUUUUGAUGUUUGUUUGGGAUCAUUGUCCAGGUGAAAUGUCCAACUGUUACCAAGAUUCAAACAUCUAUCUGUUGAUUUGUGAUGAACUUAAAGAAAUUGUAUUUAUUUGUCCUUCUUCAUAUUUCCAUUUACUUUGUGUAAUACACCAGAGACAGUGUCAUUUAUGAGGCCCAACGCAUGAUGCUGCCUCCACCAUGCUUGACAGUUGGUACAAGUUGGUACAAGUAUGAGACAAAGUCAGAUAUUCUUGUACAAGGAAUGGUAUCCUAUCCUUCUCUGACCAUCAAAAAUAUCCAGAAGACAUCUGCCCUGUCCAUGUUGGUAGCUGCAAAUUUCAGUCAAGAUCCUGCUCCAAAAUGUGUCCAUUUAGGAGCAGGAUCUUCUUUCUCGACUGGUCACGUAAACGUGAAACUUGCUUCAUUGUGGACAUAGACACUGAUGUCUGAAUCCUGUCACAGCAGGACUGAGCCUCAGUGUUUCCCGGGUCGUUCUUCAACUUUCUAACCAAUUCUCCUGCCUUUGAGAGGAGCAGCUUUGGUCAGAUGGUUUUAACAUGGACACAAUCGGUUAGGUAAUGCAGAACAAAGAUCCAAAACAAACAUUAACUCAAAAUAAGCCUAACAAUCUUAUGAAAAAGGCCCAUUAAAAUGUCCCAACCUCAACCCUACAGAAAAUCUGUGGCCUAUGCCCAAAAGCAGUGGUGGUGCUAUGAAACUACCCAGUUUAAAUAAAUUAUGGUAGUAGCUUGUUGAUGGCUGCAAAAAGCGUGUGGUCAAUGUUCAUCUAUCUAAGCAUCAUAUAAGCAAAUAUUAGUGUGGCUUGUAUGUGCAUAUUUAUGCCUUCAUAUGUAAUUUUGAUUUCUACGUGGAUUGAGAGUGUGCACCCAACACUUGUUUUUAAAAUGUAUUUAAGUACUUUUUUUGUCCAAUCCCUCCAGUCUGUAAAAAGAACAGUUCAAAUAAACCAUAAAAGGCCUAAGACUACUAGACCUUAAAAUUUGAGGCAAAAACCUACUCUGCGGAGAUCAGUACAGUGUUUUACCGGGAUGAUCUAAAAUAAAAAACUUUGAAGCAUGUUAAAUAAUUACAGGCAAGAAUGACAACUGUCUUCUCUCAGAAUUAUGAGUGCAUGACUAAUUUCAACUGUGUGGGAGACACGGCACUGAACGCUUCCAGCCAAACAAAAACAUCUGGGUAAUCUACUUCUGACACUUUGACAUAGAAUGAUGUGUCACCGAGAAGUUCAACAGAAAGAUUAUUACUGGAUUCAUGCUUGUUAUUGAAAAAUAUCCACACUGAUGGCGUUUUUUUGUUAUUUAGUUUUAUUUUGUUUAUACAUUUGCAACAUUUUAUCUGAUUUAGUAGAAAGAAAUGUAACUUUGUCAUUUUGUAAAGCGAUACCUGCUGUUUUGUUGACCUGAUUCAUUCUUAAAAAUAUCUUUUAGUGAUUUUGUUUUCCACUUUGUGUUUCAUGUUUCUUUGAUUCUAAAAACAUGUAUUUUUGUUUUUGCCAUUGUUAAAGAAAAUCAUCAACUAUAAGGGACAAUAUAUCUGCUCCUUAUUAAUUAUGAAUGUACUUUAAGGCCAUAUGUGAAAAAAAACUGCAGAAUAUCUUUGCACUUUUAAAUUAUUUUAAUCAUAUCCUGAAUAUUGCUGCAGUUUUACAUUGAUAAAUAUCUAUUUUUAUGGAGGAAAUAAACACAUUCGGGAGAGAAAAAAAAUGUCAUUUCUAUGCUUAUUGAAGCAUGCUGGUUAUUAAAGAAUGAGUAUCGUUUCGCAAAGUUUAAUGAAAUUUCUGAAUGGUGUGGCUCAACACAGGUCAUGAUUCUGUUUUACUCGUCCAAACAUCAAACGCAAACAGCUCUUCUAGCCCUGAAUGCAUUGUUGAAAUGUGAUCUUUGUGAACGUGUGCUGAAAUUAUCACUUUAUGUGUAAAUAUGUGUGCAUAUAUGCAAGGCUUGCUGUCAUUUCAAUAAAAAGUUAUUCUAAAAAGUA
Girardinichthys multiradiatus is the source of this 4589-nucleotide messenger RNA. Its product is annotated as claudin domain-containing protein 1-like. Gene Ontology annotation, cellular component: membrane. The transcript has 4 exons. Lineage: Eukaryota; Metazoa; Chordata; Actinopteri; Cyprinodontiformes; Goodeidae. The record is from RefSeq and is a predicted model, not a curated record. The coding region runs from base 466 to 1224 and encodes 252 amino acids.